Molecule: messenger RNA, 1896 nt
Organism: Schizosaccharomyces japonicus yFS275
Lineage: Eukaryota; Fungi; Ascomycota; Schizosaccharomycetes; Schizosaccharomycetales; Schizosaccharomycetaceae
Product: RNA-binding protein Rnp24
Exons: 1
Coding region: 68-1312 (414 amino acids)
Molecular function (GO): nucleic acid binding; RNA binding
Source: RefSeq, a predicted model, not a curated record
GAACUGCAUCGCAUCACACCGAAUCCUGCUUCCUUAGCGCUUCGUUUUCACAUUCUUCGCCAAAGCCAUGAGCAAGGAUCACAGCGAGCACGCUGAGGACGACGACUCCAGCCGUAGUAGGAAGGAGUCGGUUUCGGACAAUGAGCUUCCACAAAAUGCUGAGGAUGCGCCGUCAGACACCGAGAACAAGGUGUCGAAGGACUCGAAGCAUCACAAGUCCAAGCACCACGCAUCCUCCAAACACUCGAAGGGCGACGAGGAGGAAUUGUUGGAGAUUGAUGUAUCACAACCAGUGCCGCCUUCUCGGAAGCUUCGACGCAAGCUGAGAAAAGCUGGAAAGAUUGAUAAAGACGGCAACUGGACUGAGGAAGCUCUCAAAGAGGCCAAAAAGAAGGAAGCGAAACGUCUUCGCCGGCUGGAGAAAAAGCUCGGUGAGAAAGACACCGAUGAAGACGCCGAAAAGGGGCCUAAAGGUUCUUCUGCUCCGAACAAACCGGCGACUAAGUUCGGCAUCUGGAUCGGUAAUCUUAGUUUCCUCACGACUGUGGACAUCCUCAAAGAGUUUUUUGUUCGGGAGACGGCAGCAAUUGCGGCAGAACAAGGAGGCAAUGGACUGCAAGCCGAACAGAUUGUUCGUGUUCACAUGCCGAUGAACAAAAUUCGCAAAAACCAGAAUCGCGGUUUCGCUUACGUCGACUUUGACUCGGAGGAGUCGUUGGGUUUAGCUCUCGCGUGUUCGGAACACGCCUUGAACGGCCGUAACGUUCUCAUCAAAUCCAGCACCGACUACACCGGCCGGCCCGACAAGGUCACCGUGUCUAAAACCGAAAAGAUCGCCGCACGUCCGGCGAACCCGCCAUCCAGCACACUGUUCGUCGGUAACCUCCCCUUUGACGCGACAAAAGAAACUUUAAGCGAGUACUUUGGCGAUGCUGGUCGCAUCCGUCGUGUUCGCUUAAUGACGUUCGAGGAUACCGGCAAGUGCAAGGGUUUCGGCUUUGUAGACUUUUUUGAUGUUGAAACAGCUCAGCGUGCCAUGGCCAUGAGUCACGACACGUGGCGCCUUGAGUAUGGUCAAGACCGUUCGAAGCGUGUUCGUCCCGCGCGUGCCGCUCGAACGAACAAUUCCGGAGACUACGGUGAUGGAGCCGACGAAACUGGUUCCGGUGAAGCCGACUCUUACGAACGUCCUGUCAAACGCUCUCGUAAGGUCGAUCCUCGUUCUAUUCGCCCAGGAGCAGCUUUGGCCAGAGCUGCACGUGCUACGGCAGCCAUCGUCAAGCCGCAAGGAACAAAGAUUAAGUUUGAUUAACGUGUUUUUCAAUGACGUAAAUUGACCAGUUUUGCCCUAAUUCUGCAAGAUUUCCCGAAGCGUGUUAGUGUUUAGGGGUGGGGGUGAAAACAGCCGUCACACUUCAAAACCGAAAUUUUCUGACAUAAAUAGUGGCCUCCUCCCACUUGGAAAAGACCGUCAAGCAGCUCUGCCUACUUCAAUCGUCUAGUGCCUUGUGGUAGUGCAGCGUUGCUUCUGAACGUCUAUUGGUAAGUUUUCGAUUUUUGAGGGUGUCGGCUCUGUUGGGCUUGCUUGUGGAAUCAUGUACCCUGAUGAAUCUCCUUCGUAAACCCAGCUCACUCGUAGUAUAUACUUUGACGAGUAUGCGAAGUUUUUUAACUCUCUGAACAUGAUUUCCGCUUGGCUAGGCUUUCAGUUGCUGUUUCCUUGUUCCUCAUCGACUUGAUUGUUCGUCGGCUAACAUUGCAGAGGUGAUUGGUUUUGUGGAUCUGGUGAAGAUGCUUUUCCGGCAAUGGCUCGGAUGUCGUAUGGCCUUCAUUCGGUGCCUGAUAGAUAGUGGUUUUCGGUGAUGUCAUAGUCAACAAGAGUCUUUGAAGUCCGAG